UAGUACUACCACCAGCAGACUUCAUCAAACAGCACUGAUGCGAGACAGAUCUCCUGAAACGCUCCAAUAGAAGAAAAGGCUCCGCGCCACAGUAGRAGAGGCCACCAUGUCCUCCGUGGAAGUCAGAAUGGAAGCAAGACCAUCAAACUCUGCGACGCCGCGGGAACUAACUCAAAACCCGCUGAAGAAAAUCUGGAUGCCGUUGCCUUGUAAAAAUGGCCUUCCUGAUAAACGCAUUUGUCAAAGAAUGGUAUGUAUGACCAACUGUCCCACCCUGAUAGUGACGGUGGGCCUCCCAGCCAGAGGAAAGACCUACAUCUCCAAGAAGCUCACCCGCUAUCUCAACUGGAUCGGCGUGCCAACCAAAGAAUUCAAUGUUGGGCAGUACCGUCGUGAGUGUCUGAAGAUCUACAAGUCCUUUGAGUUCUUCCGUCCAGACAAUGAGGAGGGCCUGAAAAUCAGACAGCAGUGUGCGUCAGCAGCACUGAAUGAUGUCAGACAGUACCUCACUGAUGGAGGCCAAGUUGCUGUGUUUGAUGCGACUAACACCACUAGAGAGAGGAGAGAGACAAUCACUGCGUUUGCUGAGCAGAAUGGCUUCAAGGUGUUCUUUGUAGAGUCUGUUUGUGAAGACCCUGAAGUCAUUGCAGAGAACAUUGUGCAAGUGAAGCUGGGCAGCCCUGAUUACACCAACUGCAACACAGAGGAGGCUAUGGAGGACUUCAAGAAGAGGAUCAAGUGUUAUGAGAACUCCUAUGAGACCCUGGAUGAGGUUCUGGACAGGCAUCUGUCCUACAUUAAGAUCAUGGAUGUGGGCCGGAGGUACCUGGUGAACCAGGUCCAGGACCAUAUCCAGAGCAGGAUUGUCUACUACCUCAUGAACAUCCACAUCACGCCACGCUCCAUCUACCUGUGUCGCCAUGGAGAGAGUGACCUCAACGUCAAGGGCUGCAUUGGAGGAGACUCUGGGCUCUCAUCCAGGGGCAAGGAGUUUGCCAAGUAUCUGCACCAGUUCAUCCAGUCUCAGGAGAUCAGUGAUCUGAAGGUGUGGACCAGCCAGAUGAAGAGGACCAUCCAGACAGCUGAGGCUGUGUCUGUACCAUACGAGCAGUGGAAGGCUCUCAACGAGAUAGACGCGGGUGUGUGUGAGGAGAUGAUGUAUGAGGAGAUCCAGCAGCACUACCCUCUGGAGUUUGCAAUGAGGGACCAGGACAAAUACCGCUACCGUUACCCCAAGGGAGAGUCCUAUGAGGACCUGGUGCAGAGGUUGGAGCCGGUCAUCAUGGAGCUGGAGAGGCAGGAGCAUGUCCUGGUCAUCUGUCAUCAGGCUGUCAUGCGCUGCCUGCUGGCCUACUUCCUUGAUAAGACAGCAGAGGAGCUGCCCUACCUGAAGUGCCCACUGCACACCGUGCUGAAGCUCACACCAGUUGCUUAUGGCUGUAAGGUGGAGUCAAUCUACCUAAAUGUGGAUGCAGUGAACACUCACAGAGAACGACCAGAGAACGUCAACAUUCAUCGCACCACAGAAGAUGCCUUGCAGACAGUCCCAGCUCACCUCUGAAAUCAAAGCCAAUCGGGUUGAAGUUGGGCCUCUUCUGUCUCCCAGAUUUGUCACUACAUGUGUCAUUACUUGUGGCCCUAGUGGUACAGUCUGGACAUGAGCUGUUCAACAACCCACUCAACCGAUGCGUUUUUUGUGGGGUGAUGUGUUUUCCACUCCUUCUGCCUCUGAGCACAACCUCAUCUGAUUUUGGUGUCUAUGUUCAGAGCAAUGUGACCUGGAGGAUCCAGAGCCUUUUGGCAUUCUCAAUUUUGCCUGUACUCCUGUCUUUCAUAGGUAUAAUUCUCAGUCUACAGCACAUUCAGUCCAAUUGUUAGAGGUCCGAAUAGAAAUGUGAAUACAAUUAACCUGCUUGCAUUGUAGGGUUUGGGGGUAUGCAUUCACAGAAUUACUCUAUCACCUAUUGCUGCUCCAAUCUCAUGGUUGGAAGAGCCAUAAGUCCUUGGUACUAGUUUGGUUUGUGUGUUAAGGCUUUACGUACAGCUGACAGUCUUGUCUAGGAGAGAAAGGGACUGAAAUGUAUUUUUGUAAAGUAUGAACCCCUCAGUAUCUGUUUCCAUUAUCUUGUCCAGUAAAAAAAAAAUUGGGCGACAUUUAGAAAAUUUGCUUAGAAAAUAGAUUAGACAAUUGCCCGCUGCAUACAGUGUGUUUCCAUUGAACAUUCUWGUGUCGAUUUUAAAAACUGCAGGAUGUAAUAACGUCACACCAACAAAACAAAAAACUAGUAUUGAAUAGAAAUAGUGGUUGAAGUGUUUCUAUUACCCACUUAGGCAAAUUAUACACCCAUGAAUUGGAGACAGCCUGUAUGCCCUCCCACCUAUCGGUUUUAUGUCUCAGGUAGCCCGCAAAAGUCAGCAUUGAUCGAAUGCAAGAAUUUACCUAUAUUUGCCAUAUUCUAAUAAUUAUCAUGUGCCAACAUAUCGCAAGAAAUUUGCUUAAAAACUGCCAAAUUUUCUAUCAGCSUCAUGGCAUAAUGUGAACAACAGCAUGAGAUGAGUUAUAAAACAGUAUUUUUUUGUGCCAUGGCAAAAAGUGUAGAAUUGCGGAGGGGGUGUUAGGGUUAGAAACUUGCACUCCUGUAGAUCUGAAAUAAUUGGAUGGUGAAACUUGAUUUUCUGGAUGCAAGGCAUAGAAAUUCAGCCGCCUUGAAAAGUAAGGAUGAGGAUCCUGCAAAGAAAUAUUUUUAUAGUUGAAAAAUGGAUUUAGAAUUAAAUGUGGAGUGGAACUUCAUAGUUGUGUUGACAUCAAGUGCCCUGCGUACUUUUAAACUAUUCGGUAAUCAUAAUUUAUCCCAAAAACACUUUCCACCAUUUGUCGCAAUAUAACAAGUUGACAAAAGAAAAGUAUACCCGUCUAACAGAUUAUUUAUUUUUUGAUCUUUCAAAAAUGUCUCCAUUAUCUACCGUUUCCAUUACACACGUCACAAAUAUUUUUUUUUAGAUGUUGCUUUUGUCGAAUAAACCUGGGUCAAUGGAAACCUGCCUACUGUUACUCUUUAGAAAGUAUUGAUUGUGUGAUUCACUUGUCUAAUUUGAACCUCAGACGUGUCACUGUGUUGUCUUUUCAUGUCAAUGUGUUAUGUAAUCUACAGGUAACUUUCAAAAUAAUGUAAACACUUGAAUAAAUGAGGGAUACAAAGUA
This is a messenger RNA of Salvelinus sp. IW2-2015, 3202 nucleotides long. Its product is annotated as 6-phosphofructo-2-kinase/fructose-2,6-bisphosphatase 4. Gene Ontology annotation, biological process: fructose 2,6-bisphosphate metabolic process; fructose metabolic process. Gene Ontology annotation, molecular function: fructose-2,6-bisphosphate 2-phosphatase activity; ATP binding; 6-phosphofructo-2-kinase activity. Gene Ontology annotation, cellular component: cytosol. The record is from RefSeq and is a predicted model, not a curated record. NCBI's taxonomy places the organism in Eukaryota, Metazoa, Chordata, Actinopteri, Salmoniformes, Salmonidae.